Molecule: messenger RNA, 1423 nt
Organism: Tachyglossus aculeatus (Australian echidna)
Lineage: Eukaryota; Metazoa; Chordata; Mammalia; Monotremata; Tachyglossidae
Gene: BOD1
Product: biorientation of chromosomes in cell division 1
Exons: 4
Coding region: 1-603 (200 amino acids)
Source: RefSeq, a predicted model, not a curated record
AUGGCGGACGGCGGCGGAGGAGGAGGAGGAGGCUGUGGAGGCGGUAAUGGCGGCGGUAACGGCGGUCCGGCCCCGUCCGCGGGGGCCGCGGGGGCCUCGGGGGCCUCGGGACCCGCCGGGGCGGCGGGGGGCGGCGGGGGUCCCGCCGGGGGCCCCCCCAACCCGGCGUCGCUGCCCCCCGGAGACGCGCAGCUGAUCGCCCUCAUCGUGGAGCGGCUGAAGAGCCGAGGCCUGUUCGACGGCUUCCGGCGGGACUGCCUGGCCGACGUCGACACCAAGCCAGCUUACCAAAACCUGAGACAGAAAGUGGACAACUUUGUGUCAACCCACCUGGAUAAACAGGAGUGGAACCCAACGAUGAACAAAAACCAGCUGAGAAACGGGCUGAGGCACAGUGUGGUUCAGUCGGGGAUGCUGGAAGCUGGAGUGGACAGGAUUAUUUCUCAGGUGGUGGAUCCCAAACUAAACCACAUCUUCAGGCCCCAGAUAGAGCGAGCGAUUCAUGAGUUCCUGGCUGCGCAGAAGAAAGAGGAGGUUGUGCCCGCUCCACCCCCAGAGCCUGAAAGUCAGGACCCUCCAGCUCCUUCCCCAGAUGCCUCCUAAGAAUUCGCCUGGUAUGCUAGCCGAAGAAAAUUGGCAGCGGCCAAGUUUAUUCCACCGGACACACAAGACUGCAGCCUCGUAAUGAAGAUAUCCAAAGACUCAGAGUCAGGGAUUGAAUAUGACGGCUCCGCCCCGCUGCCUGGCAGAUUGCCUUACUUGGGUUAAAAAAGACCCCGCUCGGUGGGGACUGUGCCCUUCUGGUUCAUCGCAAGGUCCCCCAGAACCAUCGUGGGAGGCUCUGGGGUGGUGGUUGAGGUGGGCAGGGGGGGCGAGAGGAGUGUGGGUGGCUGAACUUUGAGCCUUGUGAGGAUUGGGACCUAGAUAGAAGACCAGGGGGCCCCAGAAAAUUGUGACAGAAUCUGUAAUUUUGUGAUAGGAAGAGUAGCCUAGCUAGAUUGGGUCCCUAAUGGCAGUAGUAAAUGACUGAAUUGUCGAUCCGGGAAGGAGACGCUUCUUUAGAAAUGAGCUGCUUGGUAGGGCGAAGCUGGCGGGCCAGGGCAGCAGCCAGGGUAGCCCAGCAGAUGCUUCUGAAUUGUCUUGUCUGUUUCUUGGCUUUCCCAGCGAACAGGGGCCUGGCCGAAGCCCGCAGUAAACUGGAAAGCAGGGGCCGGCGGGGAGUGGGCGAGUCUGCCUGCCGGGUCGGGGGGAGGAUGGGGGAAGUCGCUCAGGGGUUUCGUCCUCGGACAGGUUCACCGACUUUAUCCCGGCAGUGUUUUGAACGGGGACGGCCGGGGCUGGGAAUUUGCUGGAGAGAACGGAUGUACGGUCCAUCGGCAACGUCCUUCUCCAUUUCAUAGUAAAACACUUGAAAAACCGGAAA